Molecule: messenger RNA, 2548 nt
Organism: Diprion similis
Lineage: Eukaryota; Metazoa; Arthropoda; Insecta; Hymenoptera; Diprionidae
Product: feline leukemia virus subgroup C receptor-related protein 2-like
Exons: 6
Coding region: 335-1837 (500 amino acids)
Biological process (GO): heme export; transmembrane transport
Cellular component (GO): membrane
Molecular function (GO): heme transmembrane transporter activity; heme binding
Source: RefSeq, a predicted model, not a curated record
UUGUCCACUUUAUUUAUCUCUCGUAGUGAAUCAAAACUGUUUGUUGUACAAAACGUAGUAGAUGGUAAGCACGGAUAGAGUGAUUUCUACGACAACUCUUAUCUCAAGAGUUCAUCGAUUAUCGAUUAUAAUACGCUAAGUAAGAAUAAGUGAACAGGAAAAGCUGUGAUUUGAAGAAGCGAGAAUUUAAAUACUCCACUAGUCACCGAAAUGAAACACGAUCUAAUGCACUGAUGCAAUCGGAUCUGAAUUUGAACUCAUUCAGUUCACUUGGUGACUUGAAUAGUUCUUCUUAAAUCAAAGACUCUAAACAAGACCGUAUCAAAGUGCAAAAAUGGUGAUAUCAAAGAGUGCUAAUAAUAUAGAUACCGAACAACCGAAUUCGGCGGGACUAAAUUUCGUGCUUAAAACGUCUGAUCCAAAGUUUAAAACGGAGUUUGAAGAUCCGGUAGAAACCAAACGGAUUUCAAAACAUAUUCAGAAUGUUUUGGAGGUGAAAGUGUUCAAGAAACGUUGGCUUCAAUUAGUGCUAUUCGUUCUUUACAGUGCAAAUAUCCAUAUUCAUCAGUAUCAAUACACGAUCAUCAACAACAUAAUAUGCAAAUACUACAACGUCUCCUCACUGGCCGUUGAAUGGACUUCAAUUAUGUUCAUGGUGAUGUACUUGAUUCUGAUAAUUCCAUGCUCGUAUCUGGUCAAUCUCAUUGGUCUGAGAUGGUCGGUUGUAGCAGGAGCGAUGAUAACGUGUCUCGGAGCAUGGAUGAAAGUCUUUUCGGUAUCUCGGGAUUGUUUCGUCGUGACUUUAAUCAGCCAAGCGAUAAUCGCUGUAUCAGAAACGUUCACUCAGCCUCUUCCUGGACUGUUGGCUGCCCGUUGGUUCGGCCCGAAACAAACCGCUCUUGCGACUACUAUCGCUUGUAGUGGUAUCACGAUUGGAUAUUCCGUUAGCCAUUCGAUAACACCGACGGUGGUUCAAAAUCGUGCAGAAAUAGACGAAAUCGGACAAGAUUUGUCGAUCCUUUUCUGGUCAAUUGCUCUAUUCUCUACCAUCAUUGGCGUGGCUUUGUUGUUUUUUUUUGAAGCCGGACCACGUUUACCACCGAGCGAUUCCAGGGCACUUCAAAUAGUAAAUGGUGAAGUUAUUAAAACGGGAGAUUACUUACCGUCGAUUAAAAGAAUAUUGAGCAACAAUAAUUACUUAUUACUAUGGAACUCCGACGGCAUAAUUAUUGGUGUACUGAAUGGAAUAAUUGCAAUGCUGAAUCCGCUUUAUCUUCCCCACUUCAGGAAUGGUGAAAAGGAAGUUGGAGAGCUUGGUUCUGUGAUUGUCAUCACGGGAACCAUUGGUUCACUGAUUGUUGCCCUUGCUCUUGACAAGAUUAAAAAAUUCAGAGAGAUCGCGCUUUUCUUAUGCAGCCUUUCUAUCAUCGGGGAAAUUCUGUUUGCUGUGAGCUUGUUCAUUGAAAUCAAAUGGAUGGUAUUUGCUACCGGUAUAAUGCUCGGGGGUUUUUUGGUCAGCUAUACAGCGAUGGACUACGAAUUGAGCGCUGAAACAACUUAUCCAGAACCAGAAAAUAUCGCCACGGGAUUGCUGUUUGUGUCGAUAAACAUUUUUAGUCCCUUGAUAAUUCUGAUUUCCGGAAGGUUGUUCGAAGCCUACGGAGACAGAGCGACACACGCGUUUUUCAUAUUACUACUCAUCCUCGGCACAUUUUUAAUUGGCAUUAACAAGAGCGAACUUCGUCGCCAGAAGGCUGCUGAAAAUGCUGUGAAAUACAAAGCUGUGUCUCAAAAAGUACUCGCUGAGCCUGCUCAGAGUUUCGACGAAGGAGUUUGAAAUUUUUAUCCCUAAAAGUGAAGCUCAUUUCACGGAUUGAGAAUUGAAUCAGUUAUUUGCAAUAGCUGGAGAGAACUUGGAAUUAUAACCAUUAGAAUUUACUUGAGUAUUUUUCUUACUUAAUGGAAGUCAAAUGAUAAGAACGCAUCCAAGAUGGCUGUGGUACGUAACGUCAUACCACCAAGUCCUGUACCAUUGGAAAAAAUAACCAAUUAUCUAAGAAUGAUACAUGCAUUUCUUAAUUUUUCUGCAACUAAGAUAAUCAGAUAUAAUAAGAUUAAUCUCCUUCAACGAGGAAAAUUGUACCAAUUCCUAAAACUCAAGUUGGAUAUAUUGGGUCCAGUUACCCAAUUGUGAGUAUUAACUUCAGCCCAGUUUCACCAACAUCUAUUACGAAGUUAAAGUUUGUGACGUUAAUGUAUUGUUGACUUAAUUUCAGUAUGGUGUGUGCAUGAAAGUGAAGAGACGAAACACUUUCUUUCUAAAACACGAAGAUGGGGUUACAUUUCGAUACUUGAACGUUUACAGACGAACGAUAAAUGAGAAAGUGGGUAGAUGAUCAGUUCAAAAUAUACAGUGCAACCUCCGAAUAAGCCCUCUCCAAAUAAGUCCGCUUCCCCUAAUCUUCGCUCGAGAGUUGCCCCCACUACUUCACGCAUCGUCACGCAUCGUCGCGCAUCGCAAAAUCGGAGGCGAACCUCUAAAUAAGUC